Messenger RNA from Gymnogyps californianus (California condor), 2119 nucleotides. RefSeq names its product NME/NM23 nucleoside diphosphate kinase 3 (gene NME3). Gene Ontology annotation, molecular function: nucleoside diphosphate kinase activity. Gene Ontology annotation, biological process: CTP biosynthetic process; UTP biosynthetic process; GTP biosynthetic process. The transcript is spliced from 5 exons. Lineage: Eukaryota; Metazoa; Chordata; Aves; Accipitriformes; Cathartidae. The record is from RefSeq and is a predicted model, not a curated record. Bases 19 to 528 code for a protein of 169 amino acids.
UUUAAGAGCGGCGCCGCCAUGAUCUGCCUGGUGCUGGGCCUCUUCGCCGGCCUCUUCCAGAGCGCCUGCGGCGGGGCCAACGAGCGGACCUUCGUGGCCAUCAAACCGGACGGGGUCCAGCGGCACCUGGUCGGGGAGAUCAUCCGGCGGUUCGAGAGGAAGGGCCUGCAGCUGGUGGGGCUGAAGCUCCUGCAGGCCUCGGAGGAGCUGCUGAAAGAGCACUACAUUGCCCUUCGUGACCGUCCCUUCUACAGCCGGCUGGUGAAGUACAUGAGCUCUGGGCCCGUGGUGGCCAUGGUCUGGCAGGGCCUGGAUGUGGUCAAGACAGUUCGCACAAUGAUUGGGGAGACUAACCCAGCCGAAUCCAGGCCUGGCACCAUCCGAGGAGACUUCUGCGUUGAAGUCAGCAAGAAUGUGAUCCAUGGCAGCGACUCGGUUGAGAGUGCCCGGCAGGAGAUCUCCCUCUGGUUCCGCCCAGAGGAGCUGACUUGCUGGGAGGACGCGGCCGAGCACUGGAUCUACGAGUGAGAAGGGCAGCCCGAGGGAAGUACGUCUUCCUGACUGGGCAUGGGGCACUUCCAUCCAUUUCAUCGCAGCUGCUUGGGCUGACUGUGGAUCCUGCUACGGUGUCAUGUGCUGUGGGCAUUUCUGAUCUGUGUGUGGAUGGAGAGGUCCUGGGAGCUGGCCUGUGUAUGUAACUCUGCAGUUCAGCUCCCUGCAAUAGCAGCUAUUUCUUUUUUUCUCUCUCUGCUAUAGUAAGUAGUUGGUAUUGCCACUCUGUUUGCGGCAGCAUCUUAAAUCCCAAGUAGCUCAAGGUGCUUUAUUGAAGGAAAGCAAAAACUAGGUGCUCUGCCCAUUCCUGUGUGUUCUCAGACCUGCCUGGCACAGGAGAACGUGUGCUCCUUGCUGCUGGGAGAGGUGCUCUGGUCACUACAAGGCGAUAUGAUCGAUAUCAUCUACCUGCGUUUCUGUAAGGUUCUUCACCAAAGGCUUUUAAAGAAUUAGGCUGCUACUGGAUAAGGGGGAAAGUUCCACCCUGGCGUGAGAGCUCGUUCCAAGACAAGGAAUGAAGGACAGGACAAACUGCUCGCUCUCCCUUGGUGGGAGCUCUGCGUGCCAGGGCUGGCGCAAGUUCACCCGGCUUCAGGCGUGAUUAGUGAGUCCGUGGAAGGAAGAGUCACCAAAUGCUGUUAAACGCACAGUUUCUCUGGCUCCGGUUCCUGGCAGCGGGUGCUGGGAGCCGGGAAGCAGCUUCUCCCGGUCUGCUUUGGUUCUCUGCGGGCCUCCACUGCUGGCUGCAUGGCCCCUGGCCCGACCCGGCAUGGUCGGUCUCACGCUGUCCCUGCGUGGUGACUGACAGGCUAGCGAAGCAGCGGCACUGAGAGUGAGGUGGGGAAGGCUUUGUAGAUUUGGGGCUCAGGACUAAGUAGUCCUCCUAGUCCUUCCUUCGUCGUGCGCAGUGCAGGCUGUGGAGUCCUGGCACCAAACUCUGGGAGGUCCUGAGAUCUUCCUUGUCUGGUGGUGGUGCUUCCCUGCUGGGAGGGUUUCUGGAAACCCAGUUUGUAAUCGGUUGGACACCACCUUGAACCUGCUGUGAGCUCUCCCUGAACAUCAGACUCCUCUGAGCUGUGUUGUGUCUGAGCUCCCUGCGUAGCCUGGCCAGAGCGUAAGGGCAGGGACAGCGACGUGGCAUCCUGCUGUGGAACAGGGGCACAGUUAAGCCCAGGGAACAGGGUCCCCCGAGGCUUUCCUGCAUGUAGGGUGAGAUGUUUUGCCUGUGCCCUAAAAGCUUGUCUUUCUCUGGAUCCCCAGCUUUGUAGCUACUGGGGAACGAGUGCAGUUCUCUGGGGGCAGAGCAAACUCGCCCCCGCGCCGGGUCGGCCCCGAGGGUGGUGGGGGUGAGCAGGGACGUGCCAGCAGUGACACAGGAGCGAGCACUGAGGGGAUGGAGGGUCUCCCUCCGGUGACAGGGGUCUUCCUCAGCUGCGUGACUGCCAGAGCUCCUCCUGCCUUCAGGGCCUUCUCCAGGUGGCUGUUUACAGCUCUAAGUAAGUGACAGAUUCCGUUCGUUCCUGUAACUCAUCCGUUUGCUUUUUUUAUAAUAAACUCUGGACUCCCA